Protomyces lactucae-debilis is the source of this 798-nucleotide messenger RNA. Its product is annotated as eukaryotic translation initiation factor 3 subunit J. Gene Ontology annotation, cellular component: eukaryotic translation initiation factor 3 complex; cytoplasm. Lineage: Eukaryota; Fungi; Ascomycota; Taphrinomycetes; Taphrinales; Protomycetaceae. Gene Ontology annotation, molecular function: translation initiation factor activity. The coding region runs from base 1 to 798 and encodes 265 amino acids. The record is from RefSeq and is a predicted model, not a curated record. The transcript has 2 exons.
AUGCAGCGGCGUGAUUUGCCAGCAGAUCUACAACUGGAGAUGGCAUCGUGGGAAGACGAGGACUACGAUCUCGUCGCAUCAACAGGCAAAGCCGUUGCACACGGCAAAUUUGACGACGAGGAAGAUGAUGACGAUGUGGCAGAGGCAUGGGAUGCCGAAUCUGAAGAUGAGAGCAAAACAACCGCUGCUGUUGCGCCUACAAAGAAGAAGGGAACCUUGAAGGAUGCCCUUAAACGGCGGGAAGAGUUGCAAGCGGCUGAAGAAGCUGCACGGGAAGAGGCAAGGUUGACAGCGGCUCCUGAAGAGACACCGGAAGAGCGUCGCCUGCGGCAAAAGCAAAAAGAGCUCGAGUCUGACCUCAACAAUGCUGCUGACUUGUUUGGCGCAGCACACAUCACAGAAGAGGAUAAGACUCUGCUCAAGUCGCAAAUCAAAGGCGCGACGUUGUCUGAUAUCCUUGAUCCUGCACCAAAGACGAAAGAUGAAUUUGCUGAAGUCUGCAAGACCCUGACGCAGGGCCUGACGACACUUGGCAAGUCAAGGGAGUAUCCUCAGUUCAUGGUUGACCUUGUCAAGGGUCUGUGUGAGCCUCUCAAUGCAGAAGACACACGCAAGGUGCAGGCGAGUCUCAAUGUGUUGGUCAAUGCAAAGAACUUGGCAGAGAAGGGUGGCCCACAAAAGAAGAAGAAGGCCGCAGGGAAGCCUGGGCUGGCCAAGAUGGGUGCAGCGACCGCGAGCUAUAAUCGUGCGCUGGAUUCGUCUCGUCUUGACGAUGACUAUGACGAUGACUUCAUGUAG